GGAGCGGAUCGCGCCCGCGGAGCGAGCGGCCGGACAUUAUUUCAAGAAAAAGGACGGCAGUGCCCAGCCUUUCCUGAACGAUGGAACCCUUGGAGUAAAGAAUGAUGCCCUUGGUCUUGCGAGUUCAUAGAGAUGUAUAGGGCAGGGGACAUGGUGGACCGUCCGCUUCAUGGGCCGGCGCCCCCUCGAUUGAGGAGCGUGGAGGUGGCCAGAGGAAGAGCGGGCUACGGAUUUACCCUUUCUGGCCAGGCGCCUUGUGUGCUCAGCUGUGUCAUGAGAGGGAGCCCCGCAGAUUUUGUGGGUCUCCGUGCUGGUGAUCAGAUAUUCGCUGUCAACGAGAUCAACGUGAAGAAAGCGUCCCAUGAGGAUGUGGUGAAAUUGAUUGGGAAAUGUUCCGGCGUCCUGCACAUGGUGAUUGGUGAAGGCCUCGGCCACCUGGAGUCCUGCUCCAGUGACGAAGAGAUUGGGUUUUAUGAUGGCAAAGGCUGGCUGAAGCCCAAGCUUGAUUCCAAAGCCUUGGGUAUCAACAGAGCAGAGAGAGUGGUUGAAGAGAUGCAGUCUGGUGGCAUUUUCAGUAUGAUUUUUGAAAAUCCUAGUCUUCGCACAAGCACUUCAGAGCCCUUGAAACUGAAACAGAGAUCCCUUUCUGAGUCAGCUGCGGCGCACUUUGACCUUGGACGUGAAAGUGUAAGUCACCCAAAUCCCAGCCUGCUUUCUAAGGAGGAAGUAUCCAAAGUCAUUAACGAUGAUUCCGUUUUCAGCAUCGGACCUGAGAACCAUGAAGAUUUUGCGUUGGAUGCCAGUAUUUUGAACAUCGCCAUGGUCGUCGGCUACUUGGGUUCCAUCGAACUUCCUUCCACAAGCUGCAACCUUGAGUCAGACAGCUUGCAGGCCAUCCGCGGCUGCCUACGACGUCUGCGGGCCGAGCAGAAGAUCCACUCCCUUGUGACCAUGCGGGUCCUGCAUGACCGAGUGCAGCUCUGUACUGACCAGGCUGCCGUUCUGGCCGAGUACCCGGCAGAGAAGCUGGCCUUCAGCGCCGUGUGCCCGGAUGACAGGAGGCUCUUCGGGCUCGUGACCAUGCAGAGCGGCGAUGACGGGAGCCUGGCACACGAGGACGAAGGUGCCUUGCGGACCUCCUGCCACGUGUUCAUGGUGGAUCCAGACUUAUUCAGCCACAAAAUCCAUCAAGGCAUCGCCCGGCGGUUUGGGUUCGAGUGCACAGCUGACCCCGACACCAAUGGCUGCCUCGAGUUCCCGGCGUCAUCUCUUCCCGUCCUCCAGUUCAUCUCCGUGCUUUACAGGGACAUGGGCGAGCUGAUCGAGGGGGUGCGGGCACGGGCCUUUGCAGAUGGGGACGCAGAUGCCCAGCAGAAUGCCAGUACCAGCAGCAAUAGUGACAGUGGCAUCGGGAAUUUCCACCAGGAGGAGAGGAGCAGCCGGGUGCUGGUGCUUGACCUGGGGGCCAGCUCGAGCAGGCAUAGCCCCGGCAAUGGUGGCUGGGAGGGUAUGGGCGGCAGGGGCUCCCAGCCCUGGGGCACCCCCUGGAACGGGGCCUUCUGCCAUGACACUGAGGUGGGGGGUCCGUUUGAGGCUGCUCCGCCGGCUGACAGGGGCCGGGACUUCAGUAAGCACUUGGGACCCGCUGCUCACGCUGAAGUUCCCCCGGCCUCCUUGCGGAGCUCCGUCCCUCCUUCUAAGAGGGGAACCGCUGGCCACAGUGGUAGUUUGGGCCAGCGGUGGCUCCCGGUCCACGUCUUGCAGGAGUGGCAGUGUGGACAUGCCAGCGACCAGGAGUCGUACACGGACUCCACAGAUGGGUGGUCCAGUGUUAACUGCGGCACGCUGCCUCCGCCCAUGAGCAAGAUCCCUGCUGACCGCUACCGGCUGGAGGGCAGCUUGGCACAGCUCCCGCUCAGUGCCCAAAAGAGGGACUGGUCCAGGAAGGCUUUCGGGAUGCAGAACAUCUUCGGGCCCCAUCGUCAAGUUCGAAAGACAAAGGAGGACAAAAAGGGCUCAAAAUUUGGGCGGGCCAUCGGACUCACUCAGACUUCUCAACGCACCUCUGCCCGGAGAUCGUUUGGAAGAUCCAAGAGAUUUAGUAUCACGCGCUCCCUUGAUGACCUUGAGUCUGCAACUGUAUCUGAUGGUGAACUGACUGGCACCGACCUGAAGGACUGCGUGAGCAACCACAGUCUGAGCAGCAAUGCCAGCCUCCCCAGCGUGCAGAGCUGCCGGCGCCUGCGUGAGAGGAGGGCCGCCAGCUGGGCCGUGUCCUUCGAGCGCCUUCUGCAGGACCCUCUCGGAGUUCGCUACUUCUCUGAUUUCCUGAGGAAGGAGUUCAGUGAAGAAAACAUUUUAUUCUGGCAGGCCUGUGAAUACUUUAACCAUGUGCCUGCACACGAUAAAAAAGAGCUCUCCUACAGGGCCCGCGAGAUCUUCAGCAAGUUUCUGUGCAGCAAAGCCACCACCCCUGUCAACAUUGACAGCCAGGCCCAGCUGGCGGAUGACAUCCUCAGUGCGCCUCACCCCGACAUGUUUAAGGAGCAGCAGCUCCAGAUCUUCAACCUGAUGAAGUUCGACAGCUACACCCGCUUUCUCAAGUCCCAGCUGUACCAGGAGUGCAUCCUGGCUGAGGUAGAAGGCCGCUCACUCCCUGAUGCGCAGCAGGUCCCCAGCAGCCCAGCCUCCAAGCACAGUGUCAGCUCUGAGCACUCUAGCGUGUCCACGCCGAAAAAGCUGAGCGGAAAAUCAAAAUCAGGACGAUCCCUGAACGAAGAGCUGGGGGAUGAGGACAGUGAGAAGAAGCGGAAAGGAGCAUUCUUCUCUUGGUCCAGGACCAGGAGCACUGGGCGGUCCCAGAAGAAGAAGGAGCAUGGUGACCACGCAAAUGAGCCCCUGCACGCCAACGGAGGCCUGGGCCGCCGUGAGUCACAGGGCUCCGUGUCCUCCACAGGGAGCCUGGACUUGUCGGAGGCCUGCAGGACCUCCGGGCCAGAGCGGGACAAGGCUGCCAAGCACUGCUGUAUCCAGCUCCCGGAUGGGACGUCCUGCGUGGUGGCUGUCAAGGCAGGGCUGUCCAUCAAAGAGGUCCUGGCUGGGCUCUGCGAGCGACACGGCAUCAAUGGGGCUGCUGUGGACCUCUUCCUGGUGGGCGGGGACAAGCCUCUGGUGCUGCAUCAAGACAGUAGCAUCUUGGAGUCUCGGGACCUGCGGCUAGAGAAGCGCACUUUGUUUCGGCUCGAUCUGGUUCCAAUUAAUCGGUCCGUGGGGCUCAAGGCCAAGCCCACCAAGCCCGUCACAGAAGUGCUGCGGCCUGUGGUGGCCAAGUAUGGCCUGCACCUGAACGAGCUGGUGGCCAGGCUGAGUGGAGAGAAGGAGCCCCUGGACCUUGGUGCCCCCAUAUCAAGUCUGGACGGGCAGCGGGUCAUCUUGGAGGAGAAGGAGCCCUCCAGAGGAAAAGAAAAACAGAAAAGUACACCAACCAGACAGAAUACAGCUGUAAAUUCCAGUUCCAGAAAUCACUCGGCUACGGGAGAGGAGAGAACACUAGGCAAGUCUAAUUCUAUUAAAAUAAAAGGAGAAAAUGGAAAAAAUGCUAGGGAUCCCCGGCUUUCAAAGAGAGAAGAAUCUAUUGCAAAGAUUGGGAAAAAAAAAUAUCAGAAAAUUAAUUUGGACGAAGCAGAGGAGUUUUUUGAGCUCAUUUCCAAAGCUCAGAGCAACAGAGCCGACGACCAGCGUGGGCUGCUGAGGAAGGAGGACCUGGUGCUGCCUGAGUUCCUGCGCUUACCUCCCGGCCCCGUGGAGCGGACCCUGCCCUCACCCACCGCCGCCAAGAGCUUCGGCAAGAGAAGCUUGACCAGCAAUGGCAAGGACAAGGCUCCCUGGCCCUCUGCCACGAGCCCCGCCACAAGCCCCGCCACAAGCCCUGCCACAAGCCCCACGACGAGCCCCACGACGGGCCCCAGCUCGGCUGGCAGUCCGCCAUUCAGUGCUCCCCAGACCCCCUCACCCCACUCCCAGGAAGCUGAGGCCGGGGGCGUCCAGACCAUGGAGGGCGAGCACGUGGCUGACCUGACGCUCACAGGGGAGGGGGACAUCAGCAGCCCCAACAGCACUUUACUGCCGCCCACCCCCACCCCGCGGGACUCGGCUGGACCUCCGAGACCAGGAGGCGGGGCCAGAGGCAGCCAGUGCCUCCCGGUCAACACCAUCAUCGACGUGGACCGCGUUGCGGGCCUGGCCCCCGGGCUGGGCGGCAGUGUCCCUGGGGUACGGGUGUGCCCCCAGAGGUCACGGACCAGUAGGGCCCUGACAUCAGACCUCCCUAGCCUGAGUCCCUUCCCAGGUGCUCCUGCCAAGCCCAAGGCCAGCCCACAUCACGCGACCUUCGUCUGAAGCUGCCUGAAGCCAUGCCUCAGCAGCCGUCCCCCCGCCCCCACAUCAGCACCACCCCAGCUAGACACGCGUGGACUCCCAUGAUCUGAGGAGACCACCCCAAGCCCUCCUGAGGGCCUUGAAGGGGCCUCCUUGGCCACCCUGCCUUCGGGAGCCAAACCAGGAGGUGCAGGGUGGCCUGGCCUCGGACACUCGCUCCCUCAGAUCCUGUCCUCUCCUGCUGCUCAGCCUCCAGCCUUUCCUCAAUAAAUCAA
Molecule: messenger RNA, 4652 nt
Organism: Neogale vison (American mink)
Lineage: Eukaryota; Metazoa; Chordata; Mammalia; Carnivora; Mustelidae
Gene: RGS12
Product: regulator of G protein signaling 12
Exons: 18
Coding region: 133-4398 (1421 amino acids)
Biological process (GO): signal transduction
Molecular function (GO): protein binding; GTPase activator activity
Source: RefSeq, a predicted model, not a curated record